AUAUGCGACUAUGACAGUAUGAGUCGUCAUCCUCGUCGUCGUCGUAGCCCCCUCGUGACAACGAUAAAUGCCAACGGUGACUGCGCGGCUAUGCAGUUACUAUCUGCUAACCCACACCUCCCCCACUUCCCUUCUCUUUCACUCAUCUUUCUCUCUCAGACAAAAACACAAACACAUUCAUUUGUCAUCUGUGUGCUCACAGAUUUAUAGAUCUUAGGUCUCAAUAAGCUGAUCACAACCAGGAAUCCAUCGGUUUGUUCCAGUUAGAGGAAUGGGAAAGAAGGGAAGCUGGUUCACGACGGUAAAGAAAGUAUUCAAGUCGUCUCAUAAAGAUUUGGACAUUAAUAAGAAACAGAAUGCGGUGGAGAAAUGUCAACCUGCAGAGACACCAGAUACAGUAUCAUUUGAGAAUUUUCCAGUCGAAACUUCUCCUGAUACUACAAAUGAUGAAAGCCCUCCAUCAGAACAUUCUCCGGUGACCGCCGAAGACAGAAAUCACGCAAUUGCUGUAGCCGUCGCCACCGCUGCAGCAGCGGAAGCUGCAGUUGCAGCUGCCCAAGCAGCAGCCAGAGUCGUCCGAUUGGCAGGUUAUGGCCGUCAGUCCAAGGAAGACAAAGCUGCCAUCCUCAUCCAAUCCUUCUACAGAGGCUACCUAGCCCGACGUGCUUUGAGAGCAUUGAAGGGAUUGGUGAGGCUACAGGCUCUAGUGCGGGGUCACAAUGUGAGGAAGCAAGCCAGGUUGACCAUGAAGUGCAUGCAAGCCUUGGUAAGUGCUCAAGCCAGAGUAAGAGCCCGAAGGGUUCAAUUAGCCCAGGAGAAGGUGCAGAAGAUGAGGGAGAAUAGAGAAGAAGAAGAAGAAGAUCAAGAGCACCAACGACGAAGAUUGAAGAACCAGAGCCCAUAUCGGCCUGCGAACGAUAAGUCUGAGAGGGAAAGCAGGUGGGACGCAAGGAAACAGAGCUUGGAGACCGUGAUGAACAAAGAGAUCUCUCAGCACAAAAAUGAAGCCGCGUUUAGAAGGGAAAGAGCUCUUGCUUAUGCCUUCUAUCAGCAAAAACAGCAUCAGAAUGCUGAUAUGUUCUACUCCGAGGAGACUGAGAAGCCACAAUGGGGAUGGAAUUGGCUAGAGCAUUGGAUGGCAUCACAGUCCUCGCAUGCCCACCACUUGGCAGCACAGGAUGGUAGGUACGACACAUCUGAAAAGACGGUCGAAAUGGAUAUGGCCAUGUCCACCCCUCCUCGCCCAGAUCCAUCAAACUUGGGGCGACAUGAAGGCCAAUUUGACUCAGCCCAGUACCGACCCCGGCAGCAUCAUCACCAGAUGGGCUCAGAUACCAUUCCAAGCUACAUGGCUCCGACCCAAUCUGCGAAAGCCAAGGUCCGCAACCAGGAUCCAGUUAAGAACCGGGUUGCUUCUGGGCCCCAUUGGAAUCCAUCAACUAAGAGGUGGUCUCUUGCAACGUCAGGUUGUGAUUCGUCGAGUUCGGGUGGAGGAACAGUGACUUAUGGGGCUCCAAGGAGUCCAAGUCCGAAAGCUAAUGGAUACCCAACGCAGUUCCGAAGGCAUGGUGCUUAUAGUCCGGAUUCAAGUGGCGGCGAUGACGGUUCUAUGCCUUUUGGCCGUAGGUAUGGAUUGGGAUCAUUGUGAGUCGACCAGUAUAAACCAUUUGAAUCUUUUGGAACUCUUUAUCUUCAUCUUCAUCUUCAUCUUCCAUAGUUAUUCUUGUAUUGUGUUUCAUAUAUCAGUAUAUAUAUAACAGGACUAUUUUUUUGUUUUUUUGGUAA
This is a messenger RNA of Macadamia integrifolia, 1785 nucleotides long. RefSeq names its product protein IQ-DOMAIN 21-like. Gene Ontology annotation, molecular function: protein binding. Lineage: Eukaryota; Viridiplantae; Streptophyta; Magnoliopsida; Proteales; Proteaceae. The record is from RefSeq and is a predicted model, not a curated record. The coding region runs from base 272 to 1648 and encodes 458 amino acids. The transcript is spliced from 5 exons.